AUAGAAAUAUGAGAAAGCUGACAGAAGCCGCUCGAAGUGGUCGAUAAAGCCGUUUUGUUGUAUUUAAUCUUCCUUCUGUACACAUUGUUGGGCCUCCGCGCGUUUUAGAAACAAUAAGAAGAUGUUUGAGUGAAUAUAAGUGCCGCUGAUUACCUCCUUUUAUUCUCGUCUCAGUGCACUUUAAGGCUUCCCGCGUUAGCUUAGCUUGCUAGCUGCUGACAAAGAGACGCAGAAGUGACCAACGCGCCGCUAAACACUAAACAGCGAUCAGAUGUGAGUAUAAAGUGAUAUAAAGUGUUGUGGUUGUGUUAACGAAUGAUGGAAUAGAGGGAGGAACUUUGUGGAACAAAAAGAGGAGACCGGAGACAACGUCAACUGCUGGACAAACAAACAUCAAGAACAGCAGCAAGAGUGGACCUCCAGGAUGGAGCAGGAGGUACCAGGGACCCCCCACAUUAAAGAGGAAGAGGAGGAGCCACACAUUAAAGAGGAAGAAGAGGAACACAGCAUCAGUCAGGGGAGAGAGCACCUUGAGGGACUGGAGGAGUUCCCAGUGACUGGUGUCCCUGUGAAGAGUGAAGGACAUGAGGUCAAAGGUGAAAGUGAGGAGCAGAGAGGGGCGGAGCCUCCAAGCAGCAGCUCAAGUCAACACAUGACAACAGAAGGUGACGGUGGAGACUUAGCUCCACUGUCAGAUAGCGACGAGACGACGUCUCACUCUUCUCACACGGAUGAUGAAGACUCUAAAGCGGAUCGGACUAGCUUGAAAUGUUCUCACUGUGACAAGACUUUUGUCAACAAGUCAACUUUGAACACACACGUGACGAGUCACGCGGGCGAGAAACCGUUCAGAUGCACGUUUUGCAGUAAAAGAUUCUCUAUCAAAGGACGUAUGAUAGCGCACACGAGAACCCACACCGGAGAAAAACUCUACGGCUGCUCGAUGUGCGACAAGAGGUUUUCUCACCGCUCGGCCUUUGCGCGACACAAGCGAGCCCACGCCAGCGAGAAGCCCUUCACCUGCAACGUUUGCGGGAAAUGCUUCGCUUUCGUCGGAGGUCUGGAAACCCACCUGCGAACUCACACCGGUGAAAAACCCUAUUCUUGCUCCGUCUGCAACAGAGGUUUCUGCGACCAUUCGUCGUUUGUCCGACACGCGAGGACGCACACGGGGGAGAAACCAUAUUCUUGUGCAGUCUGCGGUCGGCGUUUCACUCAGACGUCGGCGCUGGUCAAGCACACGCGAAUACACACCGGGGAGAAACCUUUCAUCUGCUUAGUGUGUGGCCUGAGAUUAACCCAGAAGUCGCACCUGACAAAACACAUGAGGACGCACACCGGCGAGAAAGCCUUCAGUUGCCGCGUGUGUGAUGAGAGGUUCUCUUACAAGUACCAGGUGGACAGUCACAGGUGUGCUGGUGAGAAGACACAACGUAACACUCGUUAGAUGUCAACAUUGCCUUCACACACAUCACUGCAGGGGUCCCCAAACUGGAAGAUAGGACUAAAGUUUUACAACAGUUUGUAUGUACCGUAUUUUCCGCACUAUUAGCCGCACCUAAAAACCACAAAUUUACUCAAAAGCUGACAGUGCGGCUUAUAACCCGGUGCGCUUUAUAUAUGGAUUAAUAUUAAGAUUCAUUUUCAUAAAGUUUCGGUCUCGCAACUACGGUAAACAGCCGCCAUCUUUUUUCCCCGUAGAAGAGGAAGUGCUUCUUCUUCUACGCAAGCAACCGCCAAGGUAAGCACCCGCCCCCAUAGAACAGGAAGCGCUUCUUCUUCUACUGUAAGCAACCACCCGCCC
Nerophis lumbriciformis (worm pipefish) is the source of this 1804-nucleotide messenger RNA. The record is from RefSeq and is a predicted model, not a curated record. NCBI's taxonomy places the organism in Eukaryota, Metazoa, Chordata, Actinopteri, Syngnathiformes, Syngnathidae.